CAUGCUGCAGCACACGAGCACGCAGGCCGCUCAAGAAGAACGUCGCGCAAUUAAUAUUCUUGUAAUUUACUUGUAAUUAUUCACGGUCAUUUGGUCAUCAUACUUGUCGUUUGAACGUCGUCUCCCUGUGCCUUGCUGGCAGAACACUUGGAGCUGCCAAAUUCUCUGGAAACUAGGGUGUUAGUAAUACCUCAAGAUGUCUGGUGACGACGCUAGAACGACCGCCGGCGUUAGAGAGUUCCUGGGAAUUCUAGUAGAGGCAGAUGUAUUUGCAAUUUUGAAGACCACCACUGGCGGACUUGUUGGAAAACAGUCCAAGGACGAAGCCAUUACAGAAAUUAUUAAGUGGUCUGACGCAGUAUCGGUUUUAAAUCGUCGGAAAGUUACCAAAGAUUGUCUUAUGAGAUAUUUAUUAAAGAAGAACGUUCAAUUCAGCACACAAGCCAACAAGACGACUCUCUGUCAGCUUAUUCUUAAAACCUGGAAGUAUGCUCAGGAUGACCAAUUGCAGAAGCUUGCAUUCCAAGAAGAUCUUAAGAAGUUUAAACCUGCAAGUACUGCCUCCAGACCAUCAGCUUCAACAUCAACUCCAUUGACAUCACCAAUAACAAAGGAAACCAAGCCUCUUCUAAGUCAAUCCAAUAUCGAAGGUUUCUUCAAGAAAGAGACGAAGCCAAAGUUAGAUAAUGAAGCGACGGUUUCGACUUCUGGAAUUAGCGAACCGAAACGAAAGUUGGAAGAAGAUCCGUGUCCGUCAGCAGAAGUGAAGAAACAAAAAGAAAUUAUUAGCCAGAGCACCCCUGCCCCACUUCCCACUGAUGGUGAUAAACUAACAUCUACUAACAAUGUCGUUGCUACAAAGAAUUCUCACGAUGAAGCGCGACGAAUGGUCACUACGUGUGAGAUAGGAAUCAAUACUGAUCCAUGUACAGACAUAGCUUUGGUUUCGAAUGCUCUUGCAGAAGAAAUUGAACGGAUAAAUUAUGAAAAUCAAGUCUCACUGAGACGAAGAGAACAAGAAUUGGAACAAAGACUUGGAUAUGAAUUUACUAAAUGGUAUUAUGAGAGAUACAAUUCUUUAGUUGAUUUUAUCUCGGCUCACUUUUGGGGUGAGUGUAAUCUUCGCAUAGAAUACGCAGCGAAAGGUCUUCAAAAUGGGAAAGUAACAGAAUUCCUCAACGAUGGACAGCGAUGCUUUGAAGAACUAUAUUCUCUCCGAUCAAAAGACAAAUUAUUUUUCAAUCCGAACCUCUUAACGGGAUUGCGUAGUAAGAUGAAUCCACACGGAUUAGUUCAAAUAAUGGUAGCAGGCACCGUGCAUCAGCCAGAUGCAACAGGAAGACAGGCGGGCUUAUUUGAGCAGAUGUUUGGGCUGUCGAGGGAUCCCGCGAUUGAUAAUAAUUACAAAAUAAAAUUUAGCAUGCUGCUCUUCCGAGAGGAUAGCCAAAUAUUCGUCAAUCAACUGGCUCUGUGCGACUCCUCUUUGAAAGGAGUAAUUGACGACGCUGAUGACGAUUAUGACGAAGACGCUCCUGAUAAUAGUUUGGACUAAUAAUGAUUAUAAUCAAUUAGGGAUCUGGUCCCUACUUGGAUUUUAUGAAUGUGUCGGUAUCAAAUAUAAAAUAUAACGGUUGUGCUGUGUUGUAAAUUUAACAGAUCUUGGAAUAUUUGUUAGUUUUUGACAUGUAUCUUUAAUAUUGUAAUAUUUCAGUAAUUAAUAGAUACACUCUGAAACGGUUAUUAAUUAGUAUUGAAAUAUUGGUAUACUUGGAUAUUUGCUGUUUAUUCAUAAACGUGCUAUUUAUGCACGCUUUCAUUUUUGUAAAUCUAUCAUACAUUAUGUAGGCCCUUGUAUAACAUUAUUAUAUGUAUGUAUACUUAUAUAGACAAAUGUAAUGUGUCGACAGUAGCUUAUUCAUGUGAGAACUUGCGUUAAAUUUUAUUAGUUAUAGUUUCUUUGAAAAAACUUGUAAAAAUUGUCAUUCUGCUUUCAGGAAUAAAAUUCUUUAGUCCAACGUUGUUCAUGAAACCCCAA
Folsomia candida is the source of this 2035-nucleotide messenger RNA. RefSeq lists its product as uncharacterized. The transcript has 5 exons. Bases 197 to 1552 code for a protein of 451 amino acids. The record is from RefSeq and is a predicted model, not a curated record. NCBI's taxonomy places the organism in Eukaryota, Metazoa, Arthropoda, Collembola, Entomobryomorpha, Isotomidae.